Messenger RNA from Amblyraja radiata (thorny skate), 1716 nucleotides. It is a transcript of the gene ada, whose product is annotated as adenosine deaminase. Gene Ontology annotation, biological process: purine ribonucleoside monophosphate biosynthetic process; adenosine catabolic process; inosine biosynthetic process. The coding region runs from base 131 to 1225 and encodes 364 amino acids. The transcript has 11 exons. Gene Ontology annotation, molecular function: adenosine deaminase activity. Lineage: Eukaryota; Metazoa; Chordata; Chondrichthyes; Rajiformes; Rajidae. The record is from RefSeq and is a predicted model, not a curated record. Gene Ontology annotation, cellular component: cytosol; external side of plasma membrane.
GCGGGUCUACCGCUUAUAAAAUGGCCCUAGGUGCCCGAGUCCUGGCUCCACAACAAGUGCGAGGACGUAACUGGACCUUUGCGCCACUGAAGCUGUCAAACUCACUGGCGAAAAAGCGCUAGCCUCAGCAAUGGAACAGAGAUCUACAAAAAACGUACAGAUCUUCAACAAGCCCAAGAUAGAACUCCAUCUUCACCUUGACGGGGCUAUAAAACCUGAAACCAUUUUGUACUUUGCCAAAAAACGUGGAAUUAAACUGCCAGCAGACACUGCGGAAGGACUUUCGAACUACAUUGGAUAUGAAGAACCCCUUGAUCUCACUCAGUUCCUUUCAAGAUUCAAUUAUUACAUGCCAACAAUUGCUGGAGACCGGGAAGCUGUGAAAAGAAUAGCUUACGAGCUUGUGGAAAUGAAAGCAAAAGAAGGCAUUAUAUAUCUUGAAGCAAGAUACUGUCCACAUUACAUGGCCAACUGCAAUGUUGAUCCUAUUCCUUGGAACCAAAAACCAGGAGACUUAAGUCCUGAUGAAGUGGUCCACCUUGUCAAUAUGGGCUUCAAGGAAGGAGAAAAGGAUUUUAAAGUUAAAGUGAGAUCCAUUCUUUGCUGCAUGCGUCACAUGCCAGGAUGGUCUGCUGAAAUUGUACGCUUGUGCAAGAAAUACUGCAAUGAAGGUGUUGUGGCCAUGGAUUUGGCAGGCGAUGAGUUAAUCCGCGCCGAUAUCCACUCGGGCCACGGUGAAGCUUUUAUGGAAGCCUUUAACUGUGGCAUCCAUCGAACCGUACACGUUGGCGAGGUUGGACCAGCGUCACUAGUGAAAGAGGCCGUGGAUGAUUUAAAGGCUGAGAGAAUUGGUCAUGGGUACCACACGAUUAAUGACCCCAUUAUCUACAACAAUUUGUUAAAGCAAAAUAUACAUUUUGAGACCUGUCCAUGGUCUAGCAACCUUACUGGAGCAUGUGACCCAGAUUUUACAAAGCAUCCAAUUAUCAGGUUUAUGAAAGAUCGAGCAAACUAUUCCCUGAAUACCGAUGAUCCUUUGAUAUUCAAAUCUACGAUCAAUACAGAUUAUGCCAUUGCAUCAAAAUACUUUGGUUUCACAGAAGAAGAAUUCAAGAGAGUGAAUAUUAAUGCUGCCAAGUCCAGCUUUCUCCCUGCUAAAGAAAAAGAAGAACUUCUAUGCACAUUGUAUGAUGCGUAUGGAAUGGUGGAGAGCACUGAGUUUUAAUCGGACACUGCACAACAUCAUCAAUGUGAACAAAACGUUUCUCUCGAGUAACUACCUAAUUGAUGGAAUCGAAUAUUUUUUAUUUUCAGAUUUUCCAUGAUUGUCUGUUGACUGUGUAAAAUAUAUGACACUGCCUUCCUUUCAAAUAUAUGCAAACUGACCUAAAUUGCCUUUUGAUUUUAAGUAUGGUAUAAACAAGAAUAGACCAUAGGUGCAGGAGUAGGCCAUUCGGCCCUUCGAGCCGGCACUGCCAUUCACUGUGAUCAUGGCUGAUCAUCCACAAUCAGUACCCCGUUCCUGCCUUCUCCCCAUAUCCCUUGACUCCGCUUGACUCCAAAGGUGAUUCAAAUAGUGUUUUUAAGGCCCUAUGUUAUUUAGGCAAUGGCUUUACACAAUCACUUAAUGCACAAUCAUUGCGUUUUAAAUGAAAACAUUGCAAACUGUAACACCUUCUCCACAAAUGUCCCAAAGGAUCACUAAAUCAUAGAGAA